AUGCCCAAGAAGCACACCCCCUCGUACACGACUGCCAAACCCUCCUACGUCCACCCGUCGCUGCAGAGUUCGCGCUCCCCCGCUUCCUCUUCGUCGUCGUCUGAGCCUCAAACCGUCAACCAGCGCAUACAACAGCUGCGUCGCGAACAAGCUCCCAGAGCAACGCCCGAACAGCGAGAUGAGCUCACAUCGGUAGUAAGCAGUCGUACUGUCCCGCCGGAGCUGCGGCGCAUAUUGCACAUACCCGAAGUUAAUGCUCCUAAACCAAAGGCCAACACACGGGCGCGAAGGGUCAUGGGCGGCGUGAGACCGCCCCCAGGUCCUGCCGCACCUACGAGCUGGUUGCAGACAAGUCGCCAUGCACCAUCUUAUACGAGAAAGAGGAAAGCUGAGGCAGACAAAGGGGCCGUGAGGUUUGGAACGCUGGCCACAGUGACCAAUCAAGAAUACAAGCGCCUGCCACCACCGCGAAGCCUCGUCCACUACUGUCUACGGUCGUUUGCCCAAAAUUGGGAAGAGCUCAUCGAGUACGAACAACACUACAUAACAUCCCUACCGACCUCGCUGAAAGAAGCACUAUUGAGUUAUCUGACAUUAUACGGGGAGAAGGGAAGCCUGGACUUCAAGUCGCUCAGAAUCCUGUUCCAAGAUGAAGAGGGCACUGGUACAACAGGAUGGGAGGAAGUCCAAUUCCUCGAUUUCAGCGGAUUAUUGAGCGAACGCUUCAAGAUUAACGAUAUUGGAAAAUGCGUCAAGCGUCAUAGUGCUAUUACCACUAUGGAUGUUGCGGCCCUUCGCGUCACUGACGAAAUCGCCGAGUCCUGGGAAGAGGAAGUUCAGGAGAGCGUGACAAUUCCCUCGGUACCAGCGAUGAAGCUCCAAACUCCCUUUUUCAACAACUUGAGCCGACUGUCUCUUGCUCACCCUGGGCAAUGGGCGUCAUGGCCCGAUCUGCUUCGCAUCUCGCCGAACCUCAACAAGAUCACGCAUCUCUCCCUCGCUCAUUGGCCCCGUCCCACAAUGACACCAAACGCCAACACCACAUCGAUGGUUUCCCAACAAACAAGUGUUUCACUAGGAGGAUCACACUUCUAUUCCGAUCUCGACGACGACUGGCAUGAAGCUACCAAUAUCUUACGUCGCUUUUCAAAAGAUACGUACUCACUACAGUGGCUCGACUUAGAAGGCUGUAACUGGCUUAAAGCCUUGACGUCGCAUCCCGGCCGCACAGCUACGGAUACAAAUGCAAGUACGGAAUGGAACACACAAACUGGAAUUCCCGGUCCAGAUUGGAACGACGCCUGGCGCCGUAUAACCUACGUCAAUUUCUUCCAAGGCUGGAUCCCAAGCGACAGUCAAAGUCUACAAAAUAUGCCUGCGGGCAUUGUACCAGUGCAAUUACUCCGCUGGCUAAGGGAUAACAAGGACAAGGAAGGUGUUAAAUGGCGUCUGAAUCCACAGGAAACCGGGCAUGCGGUGGCGGAGUGGGUGAAUAGAGAAAAAGUCGCUAGACUUGUUGGCAUGGACAUCCAGGGCAUCCGUAAACGAGGCGAGGGCGCCUGGUGUCGCAUCGACUUUGGAUGGGGAGCUUCUGGCGAGAGGGUGGUCUGA
Alternaria alternata is the source of this 1611-nucleotide messenger RNA. RefSeq lists its product as hypothetical. The transcript has 2 exons. Bases 1 to 1611 code for a protein of 536 amino acids. The record is from RefSeq and is a predicted model, not a curated record. NCBI's taxonomy places the organism in Eukaryota, Fungi, Ascomycota, Dothideomycetes, Pleosporales, Pleosporaceae.